Messenger RNA from Angiostrongylus costaricensis, 2409 nucleotides. Lineage: Eukaryota; Metazoa; Nematoda; Chromadorea; Rhabditida; Metastrongylidae. The record is from the annotation of a GenBank genome assembly.
AUGGCUCCAUCUGGAUCAGGAAAUAGUACUGUUUUUUCAAGGGAAAUUCGAGCUGCAGCACAAAUGGAAUCUACUAGGAACUCUCGUGUUGAGAGAAGACCGAAAGGGUUUUACACUGCAGAUAACUGCAAGGAGCAAUUGGCCAGAAUUAUGGCUGAGCCAUGUCCCUCUGACGUGCCCACAGGGACGGGAUAUAAUAGGACGGCCAUCGUAGAUGAAUGGAUUAAGCAUUACAGUAAACUAGAGGAGCGAUUGAUGGCUGCAUGGGGUCAUCGAGAAAAGUUUACUACAGAACAAUUGGAAGCCAUGUUAGAAAGUAUUAAAAAGGAGGAAAAAGAAAUUUACAUUUGGAGUUCAACACAAAGCUGUCAGGAUCUGCAUGAGGUAUUUACAACUAGUCCUUUUUCGGUCGAAUACGACGAAGAAGAAGCUGAGAAACAAGAACGUGUCGGAGUGAUUUAUUACAAGCACGUGGCUGAUCUGUUCUAUAAGCAGCGACAUAAGACUAUUCCGCCAUCUCCUGGUCGACACUCAUCAUCAGGGCCGGCUGAUCACAAAUCAAAUGAUUUGGACACCGAGCGGCAUUCUCCUGACAGUUGUGCACUUAAAUCUCCAGUUGCGGACUCCUCUCAUGGGACGAGUGGUGGAGGAGAUAUGCAUCUUCUAAACUUGGAAAAUGAUCAAGUGGAAAAAAUGGAGGUGGAUGAACCUGCUGUGUCAUCGGAAUUAGACGCUUCUAUGGAUUCACCAUCAAAAGAUCUGUCGCAAGGUGACCAUUGUUCAAAACGUCUUCGUGGCCGACUGUCCAAAAAAGAUCCUUCGACACCACCUCGAGAGUCGUCGCCAUCUAUCGCGAAUAACUCAGAAGAGGCGAAGUCACCUACACGAUCUGAGACGCUUCGCAGUGGUGGUCGCAAUGAAUCGACACUAACACCAGUUACGCCAGAAAAAGAUGCUAUUCAAGUCGUCGAUAGUCCGGCUGGCCGCGUAAGAGGUGCUCGUCGACCGGCACCAGUAGAUUCUCCACUUCUCAGUAAAACUUCUAGCAGUGGCCGAACAAGCUCUGGCGCAGAUCUUAUGGAUGUAAAGGAGGGAAGUAGAGAGCGAGAUACCGCAAAAAGACGCCUCAGUACAGACGUGGGAACUCAUCUAACACUUUCCCCACCGCCAAAUUUGGUAGUAGAUGAGUCUGGUGGCACAGCUACCCAAACAGCUAUUUCUAUUCAGGCUCGCUUGAGCCCUGGUUAUGGUGGAAACGUUGUCGCAAGUCGAAAAUCUUCUCGACAUGAUCGUCGAAGUUCAAAUGCGACAAGUACAAUAGGUUCAGGAUUGAGUCGCUGUGAUGUUGCUGUGGAGACUGAUCCAGUUAAAAUUGAUUUUGAUGAAAAUCUCUCCGUUCAAUCACCGCUGAGUGAAAUGAUGCUGAUACCCAACGCAUCGAUACCAUCUUCUAGCACUAACAGUGAUAGAGACGUCGUAGUAAAAGCGGUACACUGUGAAAAUGACCAAAGUUCAAGAGUGGUAGCUUGGGACGACAUUCUAAAUAGCAAUAUCUCUAGAAAGUCGUACCGUAUUAGUUUUCCAGAGGAUAGAACUCAACUUUUUGAAGUGUCCUAUUCUGAUUUAAGCGAAGAAGCUUGGCAAGUUGCAAAGAACUUUGCUCUUUCCAAGAGCUUAGGCGAGAAGAGCAGUUUAUCACUGCAUGUAUGUUCUCCAUCAAAAAGGAUGCGUAGAGAGGAGAAGUCAGGAUCAGUACUUACUCCGAAGGGCAGAAUGAUGUCAACGUGGAAUUUACUGCACGAACAUAGACAUUCCGCCAUCUUUCUUCACCCUGUUACUGAUAGAGAUGCGCCGGGAUAUAGCAAUAUUGUAAAUUGUUCUGUCGAUUUGACCACAUUGAGGAAAGAAAUAGAUGGUGGAACUACCCUGAAUCCGAAUAUGUUGCUGAGAAAGGUGUUUAUGAUGUUUACGAAUGCUGUGAUGUUUAAUAGCACUGGUCAUGAUGUGAAUUUCUAUGCGAAGGAAAUGUGCAAGGAUACCGUAGUCGAAUGUUGUUUCACGGUCAUAAAUGCUGCGCAGGAUAUGAAAAUCACGAAAAUCGCUCUAAAAAAGAAGAAGAAAGUGCGAAUUCAUGAAGGAAUAGACGUGCUAUCUGAUGAGAAGCACCUUGCCCAAGGUGAAACACAAAUGAAUCCGCGAGAGUGGAUGCCAAUUAGGCGGGGACCUGGUGUUCGUCAUGAGCAUCGUUUCCUUUUCGAAUCGAACAACUUUGCUUCUCGUGUUGGCGGACUUGCCCAUGGAAAGGAGGACUGCGGAAGCGAGCAGGACGGGAACGAUCAGGAGCGCGGUGGCGAUCAGCGAGCAGCUGAGCAGCGAGACGCAGCUGCCGGCGCUGCUACUCCGUUCUGA